AUGAGAGGCCUUGUCUUUGGCCCUACACGCAGAGAAGUGGAACUCUCUGCAUCUGGCAAACGUUUACGAGUCGAGAAAGCUAGUUCUGGGAGAACUGGGGAUCUCGCUUUGCGGGAUGAAGAUGAAUCACUGGCGGAGACUAAUUCUACGCCUUCCGAGUCAAGGGAUAUGGAUGCUACUCAUAAUGGAGUGGGUGAGGAUUUGUUUGUCCAUGCGAGGGUUAAGAAUGGGACAGAGGUGGUUCAUGUGAUUGUUGUCUAUGCGGCUCCUACAGUUGGUAGAAGAAGUGGAUUGUGGGAGGUGCUUAGUCAGUCAAUACAUGGUGUGGAAGAGCCUGUUAUUAUGGGAGGAGAUUUUAAUACCAUUGUCAGAUUGGAUGAGAGGACUGGUGGUAAUGGGAGACUGUCUCCUGAUUCACUUUCCUUUGGAGAAUGGAUCAAUGCAAAUUCGUUAAUUGAUAUGGGGUUUAAAGGGAACAGAUAUAAUUGGCGGCGUGGAAGGGUGGCUGAGACUUUUAUCGCGAAACUUUUGGACAGAAUUUUGUGUUGUCCUCAAGCCCGUCUCAAGUGGCAGGAAGCGGUGGUCUCACACUUGCCUUUUAUGGCAUCUGAUCAUGCCCCUCUCUACUUGCAGUUGUGUCCAGAGGUGAAAGGUAACCCGCAGAGGCGUCCAUUUCGUUUUGAGGCUGCAUGGUUGAGUCAUAGAGGUUUCAAAGAGUUGGUGUCUACAUCUUGGAAUGGGGAGCUGGUGACACCAGAGGCUCUACAGAGGUUGACAACCAUUUUGCAGAAGUGGAACAGGGAAGUGUUUGGUGAUAUCAAUAGACGUAAGGAUACUCUGAUUCAUGACAUUAAAGUUCUUCAAGAUCAACUGGACCUGAACCAAACUGAUGACUUGUUAUCUGAGGAGGAUAAAUUGAUGAAGGAACUUGAUGUGGUUUUAGAACAAGAGGAAGUUUCUUUGGUACCAGAAGUCGAGGGAAAAAUGGAUAGUGUUGGGAGACAAGAACUUAACUCGGCGUUAACUGCUCUUAAUAGACCUUUUUUGGCUACUGAAGUGGAGUUUUCUAUCAGGUGUAUGGGGAAGUAUAAGGCUCCUGGGCCUGAUGGCUUCCAGCCUAUUUUUUAUCAACAUUGCUGGGAUAUGGUCGGUACAUCGGUGACUCGCUUUGUCUUAGAUUUCUUUGAGACAGGGGUGCUCCCACGAGAGUUAAAUGAUGCUUUGGUGGUACUCAUUGCUAAGGUGGUAAAACCAGAGAAUAUGGCGCAGUUCAGACCAAUCAGCUUGUGUAAUGUUCUGUUCAAGAUAAUUACGAAGAUGAUGGUGUUGAGACUUAAGACAGUUAUGCCAAAGCUCAUUGGACCAGCUCAAGCCAGUUUUAUCCCUGUUCGCUUAAGUACCGAUAAUAUCGUGAUAGUUCAAGAAGCGGUUCACUCAAUGCGGCGUAAGAACGGUAGGAAGGGGUGGAUGUUGCUGAAAUUAGACCUCGAGAAAGCUUAUGAUCGAGUUCGUUGGGAUUUUUUGGAGGAUACACUAAAAGUGGCGGGUUUGUCUACGGAGUGGAGAAAUUGGAUACUACAGUGUGUUGUUGGACCCUCAAUGACGGUCUUGUGGAAUGGCGAGAAGACAAUACCCUUUACCCCAUCACGAGGGCUUAGGCAGGGUGAUCCUUUGUCCCCAUAUCUCUUUGUGAUGUGUCUGGAGAGACUAUGUCACUUGAUUGAAAUAUCUGUUAACUCCAAGGAAUGGAAACCAAUCAGUUUGUCUCGUGGUGGUCCCAAGUUAUCACACAUUUGCUUCGCGGAUGAUCUCAUUCUCUUUGCAGAAGCAUAUGCGGCUCAGAUUCGGAUUAUUCGGAAAGUGAUGGAGAGUUUCUGUGUAGCAUCUGGCCAAAAGGACCUUGGUAAGUACCUUGGGAUGCCAAUAUUACAUAAACGUAUAAAAAAGGAGACCUUCAGACAGGUCAUUGAGAGGGUGAAUUCACGGUUGUCGGGUUGGAAGGGUCGUUUCCUAAGUUUCGCGGAGAGGUUAACACUGACUAAGGCGGUCUUGUCAUCAAUCCCAGUACACGCUAUGAGCACAAUCUCCUUGCCAAAGCAUACGCUUAAUAAGCUUGAUCAGAUUUCAAAGUCUUUUUUAUGGGGAAGUACUCUGGCUAAGAGGAAACAACACCUUGUUGCGUGGAGUAGAAGUAGUAUGUGGGCUAGGGUGUUUCGAUCAAAGUACAGAGUUGGUGAUCCACAUGACAAGUCAUGGCUAGUUGUUAAGAGCCACUGGUCAUCAACAUGGCGUAGUGUGAGUAUAGGACUACGAGAAGUGGUGAUGCCGGGAUUAAGUUGGAUCAUAGGAGAUGGGAGGGAGAUACGCUUUUGGCUGGAUAAAUGGUUAGCUAAUAAGCCUCUUAUAGACAUGCUGGUUGGUGAGCCCCCAGUGGGUUAUGAGAAUGUAAGAGCCUGUGAAGCUUGGCGUAAUGGUAUGGGGUGGAGUGACUCGCUGAUAUUGAGAUACUUAACAGAUUGUGCUAAGUUGCAACUACGAGCAGUGGUCAUUGAUAACGUGACUGGAGCAUCAGAUCGGUUAUCAUGGGGAGGUAGUCUUGAUGGCAGAUUCUCGGUUCAAUCUGCUUAUGCUGUCCUGACCAGGAAUGAUAAACCUCGCCAGGAUAUGACGCUGUUUUCACGCGGUUAUGGAAGGUCAAAGCUCCAGAACGUGUGCUUGGGAGAUAAUGUGGAACAGGAGGGUUACUCAUGGGCUACGCAGUUUGUGGUGGUGAUAUGGUGGGCUUGGAAGUGGCGGUGUGGGAACAUUUUCGAGAGUACGGCACGGUGUCGGGAUAGAGUAGGUGGAAGAGUGCGACCAAAUAGAGGGAUGAGGAUGAUCGCAUGGUCUCCUCCAAGCGUAGGAUGGGUUAAGCUGAAUACGGAUGGCGCAUCGCAUGGGAAUCCGGGUUUGGCUACAGCUGGUGGUGUGUUGCGAGAUAGUGAUGGCGCCUGGAUUGGAGGUUUUGCUUUUAAUAUUGGUAUAUGCACUGCUCCGUUGGCGGAACUCUGGGGAGUUUAUUAUGGGUUGUAUACUGCUUGGGAGAAGGGUAUAACGCGUGUGGAGUUGGAAGUAGAUUCAGAACUGGUGGUGGGUUUCUUAACGACAGUGAUUGAGGACUCUCAUCCGUUGUCUUUCCUAGUACGUUUGUGCUAUGACUUUAUCUCAAGGGACUGGAUAGUCCGUAUUGGUCAUAUGUAUAGGGAGGCUAACCGUCUUGCAGAUGGCUUAGCUAACUAUGCGUUAUUGCUUCCGUUAGGUUUUCAUUCAUUUGUUUUAUCUCUGGAACCAGUCCGUUCUAUUGUUUUGCAGGACUUGGUUGGGUUUUCCCUUCCACGAUCUGUUUGUCUGUAA
This is a messenger RNA of Camelina sativa (false flax), 3393 nucleotides long. NCBI's taxonomy places the organism in Eukaryota, Viridiplantae, Streptophyta, Magnoliopsida, Brassicales, Brassicaceae. The record is from RefSeq and is a predicted model, not a curated record.